Molecule: messenger RNA, 729 nt
Organism: Phaethon lepturus (White-tailed tropicbird)
Lineage: Eukaryota; Metazoa; Chordata; Aves; Phaethontiformes; Phaethontidae
Gene: GOSR1
Product: golgi SNAP receptor complex member 1
Exons: 8
Biological process (GO): endoplasmic reticulum to Golgi vesicle-mediated transport; vesicle fusion
Cellular component (GO): cis-Golgi network; Golgi medial cisterna; Golgi membrane
Molecular function (GO): SNAP receptor activity
Source: RefSeq, a predicted model, not a curated record
CCUCGGCUGCCCUGUGCAGAUCUCAGGAAGCAGGCGAGGCAGCUGGAGAACGAGCUGGACCUGAAGCUGGUCUCCUUCAGCAAACUCUGCACCAGCUACAGCAGCACCCGAGAUGGAAGGCGCGACAGCUCUGACACAACUCCUCUCUUAAAUGGAUCAAGCCAGGACAGAAUGUUUGAGACCAUGGCUGUGGAGAUUGAACAACUUCUGGGAAAGCUUACUGGAAUAAAUGACAAAAUGUCAGAAUACACAAAUAGUGCAGGAGUGCCGUCCCUGAAUGCUGCACUGAUGCAUACGUUACAGCGUCAUAGAGACAUACUGCAGGAUUAUACACAUGAAUUCCACAAAACCAAAGCAAAUUUUUUGGCAAUACGAGAAAGGGAGAAUCUGUUGGGAUCAGUACGAAAAGAUAUCGAAUCAUAUAAAAGUGGGUCUGGCGUGAAUAACAGAAGAACAGAACUAUUCCUGAAGGAACACGAACACCUUCGAAACUCAGAUCGACUGAUAGAAGAAACAAUAAGCAUUGCCAUGGCAACUAAAGAAAAUAUGACUUCGCAGAGAGGAAUGUUGAAGUCAAUACAAAGCAAGAUGAAUACCUUGGCUAAUCGGUUUCCAGCAGUGAACAGCCUGAUUCAAAGGAUCAACCUUCGGAAACGACGAGAUUCUUUCAUCUUGGGUGGCGUUAUUGGCAUCUGUACCAUCUUACUGCUGCUGUAUGCUUUUCAUUGA